Messenger RNA from Tuber melanosporum (Perigord truffle), 923 nucleotides. RefSeq lists its product as uncharacterized. Gene Ontology annotation, cellular component: nucleus. The coding region runs from base 121 to 816 and encodes 231 amino acids. NCBI's taxonomy places the organism in Eukaryota, Fungi, Ascomycota, Pezizomycetes, Pezizales, Tuberaceae. The record is from RefSeq and is a predicted model, not a curated record. The transcript has 3 exons.
CGUGCCUCUAUUCGAAGCUCUCCAUUACCACAAUUGACACACCAUCUCCCCCCCACGAUUCCAAAUAGCAUACAAUUUACGUUACUAAAUUAACUGGACAAGGCUUUGUUAACAAGAGCAAUGGCCGACCACUCACACUCCCACUGCCACGACGAACACUCCCACGGCCACGGAGAGGGUGCGCAUGACCACUCCGACGACGUCACACCCGCCAUUCAAUCCUCUCUCUACAAGCACAUAGACUUUGACAAGAUAACCACUCUGAACGAAGCUACUCCCGGCAGCGGACGAGAUGUCGUUAGGAAAUCCUGGGAGGACCGGCUCGCCGGCACCCCCACCGUCGAAAGUGAUGCAGACGAGGAGCUCUUAAUGUUCAUCCCGUUUACCGGCCUCGUAAAGCUCCACUCAAUCCUCAUCGGCGCGAACCCCGGAAUCUCUGCCCCGAAAACCUUGAAGCUCUUUUCAAAUCGCGACGAUAUGGACUUUACUUCUGCUAGCGACACACAAGCCGUACAGACACUGGAUCUCCCAGUGCCGCCUCCCGGAAAUGACAGGGUUAUGGAGCUCCCAGUGAAGCGAGCGUUGUUCAACAAUACUAGAUCCCUGACUCUCUUCUUUGAGAAUAAUCACUCGGAUGGGGAGGAAGUUACGCAGAUUACAUAUUUGGGGUUUAAGGGGGAUUUGACUGAGUUGAAGAAAGAGCAUGUCGUUACGCUGUAUGAGGCCGCUGCAAACCCAGCGGAUCAUAAGAACUUGGUCCCAGGUGCGAAGUAUGGUUCUUUAGGGUUGGGCGGGAGACAGGGCGAUGGGUUUUAACGUGAUGAGAGAAAGGGUGCAGUUUCUUAAAUUUUCGGCUGAGGUCAAUGCUUGGUCGGUUCAGUUUGUCAAAAGGUCUUUGAAAGGUUGUCUCGCGGUUUGUAUUA